Messenger RNA from Kalmanozyma brasiliensis GHG001, 2709 nucleotides. Its product is annotated as WD40 repeat. Lineage: Eukaryota; Fungi; Basidiomycota; Ustilaginomycetes; Ustilaginales. Gene Ontology annotation, cellular component: Pwp2p-containing subcomplex of 90S preribosome; small-subunit processome. Gene Ontology annotation, biological process: maturation of SSU-rRNA from tricistronic rRNA transcript (SSU-rRNA, 5.8S rRNA, LSU-rRNA); ribosomal small subunit assembly. The coding region runs from base 1 to 2709 and encodes 902 amino acids. The record is from RefSeq and is a predicted model, not a curated record. Gene Ontology annotation, molecular function: protein binding. The transcript is spliced from 2 exons.
AUGAAGUCGUCGUUCAAGUUCUCCAACUUGUGCGGCACCGUCUACCAGGGCGGCAAUGUGGUCUUCUCGGCAGAUGGCGAUUCCAUCUACUCGCCUGUAGGCAAUCGUCUAUCCAUCUUCAAUCUUGUCCGCAACACCUCCACCACGCUGCCAUUCGAGACGAGGAAGCCCAUCGCACGGAUUGCGCUUUCGCCUGCCAACCAGGCGAUCGUUCUAGUGGCCGACGAGGAUGGACGUGCUCUCUUGAUCAACACCUUGAGAAGGUCGUUGCUCGCACAGAUGAACUUCAAACAGCCUCUUCGCGACGCACAGUUCUCCAACGACGGCAAGUACCUCGCCGUCACGUACGGAAGCCAGAUUAAGGUCUGGCGCACUCCCUCGCAUCUGGCUCGCGAAUUCGCGCCCUUCAUCCUGCACCGCACCUACACCGGCCACUUUGACGAUGUGCUCAGCAUUCGAUGGACCAAGAACAGCAGGUUCUUUAUCACCACAUCCAAGGACAUGACAGCUCGUCUGUAUUCGCUCGACCAAGUGGAAGGGUUCCGUCCCAAGACAUUCACCGGCCAUCGAGAUGCGGUCAUCGGCGCUUACUUUUCCAAAGACGAGAAGACCAUCUACACCGUCUCUCGCGACGGCGCCUGCUUCACAUGGCAAGGCAAGCAGAGCGACGACGAGGAUCAGGACGCCGACAUGCGCGAGGACGACGAAGACACGUGGCAGCCGAUCGAGGGCGCCAAGGGCGGCAGCUCGUCCAAGCAGGCUGACAACGCCGUCGGCCUGACGCGUUGGGGAGUGGCAAACAAGAACUACUUCAUGCAGACCGGGGCCAAGACCGUGUGCGCUAGCUUCCAUCAGCAAGGCUCGCUUCUGGUCGUCGGCUUUUCGAACGGCAUCUUUGGGCUCUGGGAGAUGCCCGAGUUCAACCCCAUCCACACGCUCAGCAUCAGCCAGGAGAAGAUCACCAGCGUCGCCAUCAACGCCAGCGGCGAGUGGCUCGCGUUCGGUGCACACCGCCUCGGUCAGCUGCUGGUCUGGGAGUGGGCCAGCGAGUCGUACAUCCUGAAACAGCAAGGCCAUUACUACGACAUGAACACGGUUGGCUUCGCUUCCGACGGCGCAGUAGCAGCUACCGGCGGUGACGAUGGCAAGAUCAAGCUCUGGAACACCGCCAGCGGUUUCUGCACCGCGACCUUCUCGGAACACUCGGCUUCGGUCUCUUGCAUCGAGUUUGCCAAGCAGGGACAGGUGCUCUUCAGCGCGAGCUUGGACGGCACGGUGAGGGCCUACGACUUGGUCCGAUACCGCAAUUUCCGCACCCUGACGAGUCCUGAACCGGUCCAAUUCGUCAGUCUCGCCGUCGACCCCUCGGGCGAAGUGGUGUGCGCGGGCAGCGCCGACACGUUUGAGAUCUACAUGUGGAGCGUGCAGACGGGCAAGCUGCUCGACAUCCUCUCUGGUCACGAAGGCCCCGUCUCCGGCCUUUCGUUCAGCCCCGACGGCAGCGGUGUGCUGGCCAGUGUCAGCUGGGACAAGACGGUGCGCACGUGGGAGGUGUUCAGGACGUCGCAAAGCGUCGAAUCGUUCACGCUCAACGCCGAUGGUCUGGCGGUGGGGUUCCGACCCGACGGACGAGAGAUCUGCGCCUCGACGCUCGACGGCUACCUGGCCUUCUUCGAUCCGCACGAAGGCAAGCAGACGGGCGUCGUCGAGUGCCGUCGCGACAUUGCAGGCGGACGCAAAGUGAACGACAAGAUUGCUCGCCGCAACAAUGCGAGCGGAGCCUGCUUCACCACGGUCUGUUACAGUGCGGAUGGUGCAUGCAUUUUGGCAGGCGGCAAUGCCAACUAUGUGUGCUUGUACGACGUCAAGGAGCGAGUGCUGCUCAAGCGAUGGGAGCUCACCAAGAACCUGGCGCUGGAUGGCACACAGGACAAGCUGGAUAGCCGUCGUGUCACGGCAGCCGGUGCGAUCGAUCUGGUCGACGACCGCGAGGACGAGGCGGAUCUGCUGCCGACGGAGCGUGUGGAUCAGUCGCUGCCCGGUGCUCAGCGCGGUGAUGCGACCAAGAGGACGACGCGUGCCAUUUCCCGAGCCAAGUGCGUCCGCUUCGCGCCCACUGGUCGAUCGUGGGCGGCUGCUUCCACCUCCGGGUUGCUCAUCUUCAGCCUAGACGAGCAGGCCGCUUUCGACCCAUUGGACCUCGAUAUGGAUCUGACGCCACAAGCCGUCCGAGAAGCAUCGACGCGCGGCGCGCAUCUACUGGCUGUGGUCGGCGCUUGUCGUCUCGGCGAAAGGCCGUUGAUGGCCGAGGUCUACGAGCGCACUUCGGCAGCAGACAUCAUGCUGGUCUCGCAGCAGUUGCCUCUGAUCCACCUGCCGACGGUGCUGCGUCUGAUCGCGGAUCGCCUGCAGCCCAGCAGCGGCAGUCCCCACGUCGAGUUUCACCUUCGCUGGAUCGCCGCCAUCUUUUCGGUGCGUGGUGCCGAGAUCAAGUCCAAGGCUGCGACCGAGUAUGCACCCGUGCUGCGCGCUGUGCAGGUCGCGCUCAACGAGCUGCGUGCCAACGUGAAGCGCAUCAGCGACGAGAACUUGUACUCGCUGCUGUACGUGUGGAACGGUGUGACGAAGGGCGAGCAGCAGAGCAGCAGUGCCAAGGCUGCGAAUGGAGCUGCUAGCCUGGGCGAGCUGAUGGAGGUCGAGGCGCUCUAG